Molecule: messenger RNA, 2444 nt
Organism: Capsicum annuum
Lineage: Eukaryota; Viridiplantae; Streptophyta; Magnoliopsida; Solanales; Solanaceae
Product: CBL-interacting serine/threonine-protein kinase 23
Exons: 15
Coding region: 771-2138 (455 amino acids)
Biological process (GO): protein phosphorylation; signal transduction
Molecular function (GO): ATP binding; protein kinase activity
Source: RefSeq, a predicted model, not a curated record
AUACUUAUUUUCUAAACAUGCAGUCCCGGGCAGUAACUUCCUCAGUUCAUUUCUUCUCAUUCGCAGCUUCACCCUUCCCCGAAAGCACGCAGCUCUCCAAUAAUAUAUCUUUACAUUUUCUCUCAUAAUAAAUAUUUUAUACUAACUAAUAGAAGUGGUACCUUUUUUCUUCUUGCUCAGCCAAUUUUACUUUGAAGGAAAAUAAACCACCAUUGAAGACAUCCCAUCAGUUUCGCCGCCUUUCUUGUCCUUUCUUUCUCUCAUUCAUAAUAAUUAUAAUCAUUUUUUCCUUAUGAAAAGUAAAGAGAAAAGAUCUUUUUUUUUUUUUGCCCUUUCACAUCACCAAAAAGAGUCAUGUAAGAGAAUCUAGCUUCCCAUUUGAGCAAUCCGAUUUACUAUUAUCCAAAUAAUUUUCUUUAAUGGAUUUUUGUGUUUUCCGUUUCACUUUCCUAAAGGGUAAUGGAUUCUCAAACAUAGCCUUUUCUGUCCAACUUCUCGUACACUGAUCCAUUUCAAUAGUCUAUUCUAAUUUCGGGAUUCUCUUUACCUUUAUUUUUUGUGUGUGUGUGAAAAUUUUAAGAUGAGUGUAGCCAAGUCCCAGGUUUGGCAACCUUCUAAAAAGAAGAGGAUUUAGCUUUAGGCUUAUUAAAAGGAAAAAAAAAGAUUUUCUGUAGGUAAGAGGGAAAAAAAGUACAAAAUAUGGAUAUUCAUUUAGAGUAGGGGUUUAAAGAUCUGUAAGGAGAUUUGAUUGAAUAAGGAGAAGUUUGGAGAUGGGUUCAAGAUCACAUAAUGGAAGUGGGAGGACUAGAGUGGGAAGGUAUGAGCUUGGGAGGACACUGGGUGAGGGUACUUUUGCAAAAGUGAAAUUUGCAAGGAAUGUUGAGACCGGUGAUAAUGUAGCCAUAAAGAUUCUUGAUAAAGAGAAGGUGAUGAAGCACAAGAUGAUCGGUCAGAUUAAACGGGAAAUUUCAACCAUGAAACUUAUAAGGCACCCCAAUGUAAUCCGAAUGUAUGAGGUCAUGGCCAGCAAGUCGAAGAUAUAUAUUGUCUUGGAAUUUGUUACUGGUGGCGAACUGUUUGACAAAAUUGCUAGUAAAGGUAGGCUCAAAGAAGAUGAAGCAAGAAAGUAUUUUCAGCAGCUUAUCAAUGCAGUGGACUACUGUCAUAGCAGAGGUGUAUUCCACAGAGACCUCAAGCCUGAAAACUUGUUAUUGGAUGCCAAUGGUGUUCUUAAAGUUUCAGAUUUUGGAUUGAGUGCGUUGCCUCAGCAAGUUCGGGAAGAUGGACUACUACAUACAACAUGUGGAACACCAAAUUAUGUGGCUCCAGAGGUGAUCAACAAUAAAGGUUAUGAUGGAGCUAAGGCUGACCUUUGGUCAUGUGGUGUAAUCCUUUUUGUACUUAUGGCUGGUUAUUUGCCUUUUGAAGAGUCAAAUCUGAUGGCAUUAUAUAAGAAGAUACAUAAAGCUGAAUUUACAUGUCCACCCUGGUUUUCCUCUAAUGCAAAGAAACUAAUCAAAAGAAUCUUGGAUCCCAAUCCACAGAUGCGCAUCACAAUUUCUGAGGUCAUUGAGAAUGAAUGGUUCAAGAAAGGGUAUCGUCCACCUGUUUUUGAACAGGCAGAUGUUAGUCUUGAUGAUGUGAAUGCUAUUUUUAGUGAAUCUGCUGACUCCUCGAAUCUUGUUGUUGAAAGACGGGAAGAACGGCCUUCUGCACCGCUGACUAUGAAUGCUUUUGAGCUUAUUUCAACUUCUCAGGGUCUCAAUCUCAGUUCUCUGUUUGAAAAACAAAUGGGGCUCGUCAAAAGGGAGACAAGAUUUACAUCGAGAUGUCCUGCGAAUGAAAUUGUUUCAAAAAUUGAAGAAGCUGCUGUACCUUUGGGAUUCAAUGUGAGGAAAAAUAACUACAAGAUUAAGCUUCAUGGUGAGAAGAGCGGGCGCAAAGGUCACUUACACGUUGCAACUGAGAUUUAUGAGGUGGCACCUUCACUAUACAUGGUUGAGCUUCGCAAGGCUGGAGGAGAUACCUUGGAAUUUCAUAAGUUUUACAAGAACCUGUCCACCGGAUUGAAAGACAUUGUUUGGCGACUGGGUGAUGAAGCAGGAGAGGAAGUAAAAGAUGGCAUUGUCUCAACCUGAUUUUGGAAUGUUGGUGUCAGUGGAUUUGUCUCUCUGUAUGGGUGUUGGAUAUUAGAUACUUCUGUACUGCAAGCAGGACUUAUCAUCGGUUCGAUGUCAAACAUUAAGCAGAGUUUCCAAUUCAAUGUUUUAUCAUAUGAUUGAGGCACGUAACCUUCGAAAAAUAAAUAUACGUUUUACGCUGCCAUUGUUGUAAUCGUAUUUGAUUACAAGAUUUUAGAGAUCAGUAGCCUAAAGAUGUGCUUUUAUUGGACAGGAAGUAGAAUUAAAGUUUAUUCUAUGACAUUUGCUCGAUCCAUUUUCUUA